AUGAGACAAGAAAAUGUCUCCAAACAAACGGCUCCCGCCUCACUUUCACUCUUCUCCGGCAUGACUAUCGACGAAUGGCCCCACUUGCCUUCACCAUCUUUUUGGCUCGGCGGGUUCCUUGUCCGGAGGAAAGAGUUCACUUCGCUAAUUACGCAUACUUCAUGUAAACGAAGAGAGAAUAAAGACCGAAACCCGAUUGCCUUUCUUUCAUCUAUUCAUAAGUUUAUACCUAUCAAUCUAUCUUACUUUCUUCUUAUCUAUCUAUAUGUUCAUAUCUAUAUAUCUAUCUAUCCAUCUAUAUUAGUUUUUUCCUAUCUAUCUAUCUAUCUAUCUAUCUAUCCUAAUUUGUUCCUAUCUCAGCUUGUUCAUAUCUAUCGAUUAUCUUAUCUUGUUCAUAUCUAUCUAUCUAUCUAUCUCAUUAUUUCUCUUUCUUUCUUUAUUUUUUCUUCACUCUUUAUAUCUCCCUAUUUCUUUCUUCUUUUACAUAUUUUAUUUUUCUCUCUCUCUCUCUCUUUCUUUUAUCUCUGUCUCUUUCUUUUUCAUACUCCCAUCCUCCUCUCUCUCUCUCUUUCUCUUUCUCUCUCUAGUUCUCCCCUGCUCUUUCUCUCUCUCUCUCUCUCUCUCUCUCUCUCUCUCUCUCUCUCUCUCUCUCAAUCUCUCUCUUUCGCUUUCUCGCACUGUUUCUCUCUGUAG
Molecule: messenger RNA, 693 nt
Organism: Acanthosepion pharaonis
Lineage: Eukaryota; Metazoa; Mollusca; Cephalopoda; Sepiida; Sepiidae
Source: the annotation of a GenBank genome assembly